This is a messenger RNA of Solanum lycopersicum (tomato), 1378 nucleotides long. RefSeq names its product protein LIGHT-DEPENDENT SHORT HYPOCOTYLS 5-like. NCBI's taxonomy places the organism in Eukaryota, Viridiplantae, Streptophyta, Magnoliopsida, Solanales, Solanaceae. Gene Ontology annotation, biological process: response to light stimulus; mRNA transcription. Gene Ontology annotation, cellular component: nucleus. The record is from RefSeq and is a predicted model, not a curated record.
UCCUUCUAUUAUUACACCAGUAUACUGUAUAGUUUUUCUCUCUCUUUAAUUUUUCUGAAUUCAUCAAAAAUAAAAAAAAUUCUCAUCAUCACACAUUCAGUGUAUCCUUAAGUCGCAUCAUCAUCUAUCAAACUUUGAAAAAAUUCAAAGUAAUCCAUUAUUUCACUGUAUCGUUUUCUCAAAGAGUUGCUUCAAAUUGUAGAAACAAAGAGGGUAAAUUGGAAUCAAUUUUCGCCUUGUUGUGUAAGGUUUUCUUUUCGAUUUGAUUUGAUUUGAUUUUGAAUUUGAAUGUGUUCCACUUCCUCGUAUAUAACAAUUUUGAGUGAUGGUGACUACCUGGGUUUGAGUUAGACAAGCAAAAAGAAACCGGUCUGUCUAUCUAGUAUUCAGUACUAGUAAAAUAGAUGCAAUAUAAUUGCGAGGCGAUCGAGUUUUUUCUCUUAGCUAACUGUCAGACAACGAUGUAAAAGCUCCAUUUUGGGGUUUUAGAAGACACUAAUCAUCAGUGGAGUUAGUAAUUGGAAUUAUCAAUAUAUUUUAUUCUCAUAAAUUCUAGCAUUUUAUGGAUUCAACAUCUAGAGUUGAACAACCCGACCCAAACAUUGUCGGUAGCAGCGAAGGAGGUACAGGUACAUCAUCAGCAAGCGCUGUGACGGAGGGGGGACAGUCAACAACGGUGUCUGCAGCACCGCCAAGUCGAUACGAGUCACAGAAACGUCGAGAUUGGAAUACUUUUUUACAGUACUUAAGGAACCACAAACCGCCAUUAACCCUAGCCCGCUGCAGCGGAGCUCACGUGAUCGAGUUCCUUAAGUACCUUGAUCAAUUUGGGAAAACAAAAGUGCACGUGACCGGGUGCCCGUAUUUCGGGCACCCAAAUCCACCCGCACCUUGUGCGUGUCCGUUAAAACAGGCUUGGGGUAGCCUUGAUGCACUAAUUGGAAGGCUAAGAGCUGCUUAUGAAGAAAAUGGGGGAAAACCUGAAUCAAAUCCAUUUGGUGCCAAAGCUGUUAGAAUUUAUUUAAGGGAAGUUAGAGAAAGUCAAGCAAAAGCUAGAGGAAUUCCUUAUGAAAAGAAGAAACGUAAACGGCCCAGUACAUCCAGUUCGGUCGCGACAGCUGGAAGUGCUGUCGCGGCAGAAGGAGGAAGUAGUAGUGGUGGUGGUGAUGGCAGUGGCGGAGACGGUGUUAUUGGUCAACAACCACCUACUGAUCCUAAUACAACAGUAUAGUAUAAUACUAUUCAUUUUCAAUUUUAAGUUUAGUUAGUAAUUGUGAAUUACUUGAAUCUUAUAUGACGCGAAUUCAAAUUUAGUUCUGAUCACAUUUGUUUUACUAAAAUAUAUAUAGUAACAAUUGAAUUAUCAUUCAUCUGGUAA